This is a messenger RNA of Panicum virgatum (switchgrass), 690 nucleotides long. RefSeq lists its product as uncharacterized. The record is from RefSeq and is a predicted model, not a curated record. Bases 1 to 690 code for a protein of 229 amino acids. NCBI's taxonomy places the organism in Eukaryota, Viridiplantae, Streptophyta, Magnoliopsida, Poales, Poaceae. The transcript has a single exon.
AUGACGGCCGACGAGCUCUUCGACGAGGGAAAGAUACGCCCUCUGAAGCCGCCGCCGCGCUUGCUCGAAGGCGGCAGCGUCGGAUCGUCGCCACGAUCGGCGAGGUCCGUGAUGUGGACUCCCCGGCUACGGCGGAGCCUUGUCCGACCCGGUGGCGCCGACUUCGACCCAUUCGCUGCCGCUCUGGCGAAGGCAGCCAACGCCCCCUCCCCUCUUGGAGCCGGCAGCAAUGACGACAUGAGCGGCGUCGAGCCAGCCUCGUCGCCCGAGAACCCAGCAGACCCUGCCACGACGGCGAUCUCCACUCCCCCGACCACGGCCAAUGGCGGGAGGAAGAAGUGGCGGCUCAGCGACCUGCUCCUGUUCCGGAGGGUGUCAGGCAAAGGCCACGACGCCGGCAACAUUAGCAGGGACCCGGUGUUCAAAUACGCGCCGGUGCAGCAGCUUGGCACGCCGGUGAAGACGGCGAGCGCAGGCCCCGCGGCAGCCGAAGGCGAGGUCUCAUCGAGCAAGCGCAAGAAGCAGAGCAAGAAGGCGCCACCAGAGGGCGCCAUGCCGCUGCCGCAUAGACAGAGCAUGACAGGGUGCGUCCGGCUGCACCCCGGCCUGCACCGGCUGGCCAAAGGGUUCCACGGCCACUCGGCGCACCUCGGCGGCCGCGGCACCUCCAGGUCGGCCAUGAAAGGGUAA